Messenger RNA from Engraulis encrasicolus (European anchovy), 2739 nucleotides. RefSeq names its product F-box protein 7 (gene fbxo7). The record is from RefSeq and is a predicted model, not a curated record. The transcript has 10 exons. Gene Ontology annotation, molecular function: protein kinase binding. Gene Ontology annotation, biological process: positive regulation of autophagy of mitochondrion. Lineage: Eukaryota; Metazoa; Chordata; Actinopteri; Clupeiformes; Engraulidae. Bases 107 to 1618 code for a protein of 503 amino acids.
GUGACAGCUAGCUUGCAGGUGUCCACAUUUGGUAUUUACUGUUGUUGUAUUUCUUUCUCCUUGUGCAUAGUUUCUCUCCUUCUCGUGGACAGGUUUCGUUGAAAACAUGAAGUUGCGCGUCAGAGUAGGCAAACAGACCAGUCGUAUGGAGCUGCAAGGAGAUGCAGCUACCUUGACUGAACUGACUGUCCAAAUCAAAGAGAUUAUUCUUCCAUCCUGCGGGAUCAGUCCAGACACAGAGUUUGGCCUGUCACUGAAUGGCAAGGAGCCACUGAGUGACACGGGACAGACCCUGACCGACUGUGGCAUUGUUUCGGGUGACCUGAUCUGUGUCGUCCUACCCCAGUCGUGCCCUGUUAUCCCGAGCCCUCCUGCCCCCUCACAGGUGCCUGCCUCCAGCAGCAAGAGUACCAACAGAAUGCAAGAACCACCAGCAUCCACAUCCAGGUCUACUACAUCCCUGUCCACAUCCGCACCCCCACAACCCUCCACAGAGUCUGGGCCCAGCACUAGCCACAGUUGCAUCUCCUCCAACCCGGACACUGGGGCAGACUAUGAGAUGGAGGAGGAGGAGGCCCUCUCUGGACCCUUCAUCCCAGACCCGAUGCUCUGCAGUGAGGCAGAGGACAGCAAGGUGCCCCACUCCCUGGAGGUGCUGUUCCAUGGUGCACAGAGCUGCAGUACCAAUGACUGCCUCAUGGUGGCUCUGCAUCUCAUCAUGCUGGAGUCGGGCUUCAUUCCACAGGGGUCUGAGGGCAGAGGUGGUGGUGAGAUGCCAUCAGGGUGGCGAGUGGCUGGGGCCAUGUACAGGUUGCAGUAUACCCACCCCCUGUGCGAGAACAGCCUGGCAGUGGUGGUGUCUGUUCCCAUGGCUGCGGUGCUGGUCACCAAUGCCACUUUGAAGAUGAAUGGCAUGGUGGACAACGCCAGGAAGCUCGAGCUCAAAGCAUCAUCCUUUGUGACAGACCACUGGGCAGGUGAAAAUGCUGCAGCGGCUUACAAAGACUUGAAAAAGCUCUCUCACAUCUUCAAAGACCAGAUUGUGUACCCUCUGAUGGCCUCAGCCCGGCAAGCUAUGGGGCUGCCUGUGUUAUUCGGCCUCCCCGUGCUGCCCAUGGAGAUGCAGUUGAGGAUCCUGCGCCUGCUGGACGUGGCCUCCGUGGUGGCCCUUUCGGCCGUCAGCAAGGACCUCCGCAACGCCACCGAGGACCCCUCCCUCUGGAGACACCUUUUCCGCCGGGACUUCAGAGCUCGGAGCAGCCAGCCAAACGAAGCCAGAGACACAGAAUGGAAAGAGCUGUACAAGAAGAGAUUUGUGCAACGGAAGGAGAUGACGAAAAGUUUCAAAUGGCGGGACCCCUUAGCGGUGCCCCCUGUUUACCCAUUUACCCCCCUGCCUAUGCCCCCCCUGCCCAACCCCCUCUACCCGCCCGGCAUCAUCGGUGGAGAGUACGACCAGAGACCCGGCCUUCCCCCCGGGAUGCUGCCCCCCCGGCCACGCUUCGACCCCAUCGGUCCGUUGCCUGGUCACGACCCUGGAUUCGGCAUGCCGAUUGGACGGCGAUCGAUGAGGCCGCCUGGCAACAGGCCUUCAGACAUCCGCAGAGGAUUCAUUUGACAUUUCGGCUCGGCUGUUUUUUUGUUUGCGUAACACACGGCCAACACCUGACAGCACGGACAUAUUCAAUUACGCAGAAACGAUGAUGUCUCUCUCCCUCCCCUCUACAAUAAAACACAGUAGCUUAAUAAUUCAACAACUGCAGGCUUUUAUGAUCCCCGCUGUGUCAUGUCAGCUACUGGACUUAUCUUAUCAGCAAGAACUGACUCCUGUGCAGGAACAUAGUAUUUUACAUGAAAUAAUGUAAUAUGCCUAUAAUUUGACUUUGUAAUACAUUACAUUUAUAGAUAAAAUGUUACUGGUUCCGUUCCACACUUCAAGCUGGUGGGUGCGUGGGACUGAAUGAUCGGCUCAUUAAGAGAAGAGCGCUCUCUCUCUCUCUCUCUCUCUCUCUCUCUCUCUCUCUCUCUCUCUCUCUCUCUCUCUCUCUCUCUCUCUCUCUCUCUCUCUCUCUCUCUCUCUCUCUCUCUCUCUCUCUCUCUCUCUCUCUCUAAGGUGCUCUAUGCAUGGUACCAUUCCCCAUACACUGGCCCAAUGUGCUCUGUUAAUGUGUGAGAUUAAAAAUGCAGAGGUUAUUUUUUGUUGAAUGCUGUGUGCUGGUGGCAAUGAGAAAUGAGAAGUGCUUUAUAGUUUAUGGGGUGUUGGGGACAGAGGAUUAACUGUGGAUGCAAGAGGAAGCUGUCUGAACUCUCUGAAAGGGAAGUUUGGGUGCUAACGCGGACUGUAUCCAAAAAACAAAACCACAGCUGUCCAAAUCACUGUAGAAUAAAUGUGAACCUCAACUCUCCUGUUUCCACCAGAACGGUCCAUUGAGAGCUCCACAGGGUCGAUACACAAGGCUGGUCACCCAAACAGCCCUUUCAGACAGCUUCCUCUUGUGUCCACAGUUAAUGCUGUUGGAUGUGGUUCAUCCUUCUUGGUGGUAUGCUGACAUUACGUUGGAUACUGUGGCUGUUGAUACAUCACAAAGACUUGCUCUCUCAGUCAAAGAUGCAACAGUUACAUGUACAUCAAGAAUUUCUUCUUUUUGAACUCUGAUAUGUCACCAACAAUGCUGUGUGCAUUGCAAAAUUUUGAGCAAAACUGUGUUCUUACCCUGCUAAUUAAAUCUUCACACUUCA